Hylaeus anthracinus is the source of this 3107-nucleotide messenger RNA. It is a transcript of the gene pygo, whose product is annotated as protein pygopus. NCBI's taxonomy places the organism in Eukaryota, Metazoa, Arthropoda, Insecta, Hymenoptera, Colletidae. The record is from RefSeq and is a predicted model, not a curated record. The coding region runs from base 390 to 1898 and encodes 502 amino acids. The transcript is spliced from 5 exons.
CAACUACAGGGACACGCGUAACGCGACAAUGGCGACCUGAAAGACUGGCGUGCGUUUCCUUGCUACGUAUGCUUUUGACAUCUCGUCAGUGUUUACCGUGUGCUUUUCGCGCGUUCUUGAAUGUGAAAUACGUCCGUGCCGCCGUAAAAUAUGUGACUGGUGAAGUGGAAACGCGAGAAACAAAGAAUCGCGUUGAUCCAGCCGUUAAAGCUAGCUAGGCGCACGACUCGAUUCAAUGGUGUUGGUCCCUGCCGAAAAAACAGGAAAGCCAUGUAUACAUCGAUAUCUUGCCAACUAUAAUGCCCUGUGGAGCAACAAUAAACACUUGCCACCUAAAUCUAUUGGGGUGCUGAUACGGCAUGUUAAAAUAAGGGAAGCGAACGAGGGAGAUGAGCCACAAUAUCGCAGGCAUGCCACCCUUUGCAAGGAUGCCUUUGGGGGGUAUAGGUAUGAACAUGGGUGUGAACAUGGGACCUAAUGCCCCGCAUCCCGAAUCUUCUGCUCACCCUCAUCCGCCGCCGCCGCCACCUGCUGGUGCGAAUCCUAAAAAGAAAAGGCGUACAAAUGCAAACGUUGCUCAACCAACUCCGCAACAACCUCCAACGGUCCAAGAUUUAUUACCACCACCUUUAACAGGGUACGGAGACACGAUUGUAGCGAGUAAUCCUUUUGACGAUACGCCCCCUCAAACGACGCAAUCCCCGAUGAUGCACGGCGGACCACCACAUAUGCAUCCGCACCACCCGCAUCAUAUGACUGGACCACCCAUGAGAGGCAUGAGUCCGUUGACUUCAAUAGGCGGAAUGAGUCCUAUGAUGCCUCAUAACAUGGGUAAUAUGAGUCCAAUGGGAAAUCCACCCAUGUCGAAUCACAUGAAUCACAUGGGGGCAAUGUCUCCUAUGAAUCACGCGCCAAUUGGUGGUAUGAGUCCCAUGAAUAACAUGGGCCCGAAUAUGCCACCAGGCCCUAUGAACACUAUGAACAAUCAUAUGAACAUGAGUCACAUGGGCAAUUCUCAACUUAGCGGCCCGCCUAUGGGUAGUCCGAUGAAUAACAUGAACAGCGGUCCAAUGGGUAGUCCAAUGAAUAACAUGGGUCACAGUAUGGGAAGUCCUAUGGGUGGUCCCUUAGGAUCUCCUAUGAAUACGAUGGGAGGGUCCAAUCAUAUGCCUAAUGGCCCCAUGAAUAUGAAUAACAUUAAUAGCCACAUACCACCUAACAGCCCAUUAAACGGUCCGUCUAUGAACAGCGUAAACAGUCCAUUAGGACAUAACGGAUCUCAACCGCAUCCGAAUCAUAUGGGGAAUAAUCUUAAUAAUUUAGGUAGACCCAUGAAUGGACCUAUGACUACCAUGAGUUCCAUGGUAUCUAAUAACAUGAACAUGAGCGGUCCGAAUCAAAUAAGUAAUAUGAACAUGGGCGGACCGCCGAUGAAUAAUAUGUCUAAUAUGAGUAUCAAUCAUCACAAUCAAAUGGCUCACAUGGGUGGUCCAAUGGGUACAAUGUCCAGCAAUAUGGGUGGUGGUCCUCCGAUGGGUCAUCCCAUUAACAUGGGCGGCUCCAUGCCACCUCAUGGUUUUCAAGGUCCACCAGGAAUGGGACCAAAACCAAUGCCAGUUUCUGCAGGAAAGAUAUAUCCACCGGAUCAACCGAUGGUAUUUAAUCCGCAAAAUCCUAAUGCUCCACCCAUCUACCCCUGUGGAGUGUGUCACAAAGAAGUGCACGAUAACGAUCAAGCGAUACUUUGUGAAUCUGGUUGUAAUUUCUGGUUUCACAGGGGAUGCACAGGAUUGUCAGAAACAGCUUAUCAGUUACUAACGGCAGAAGUUUACGCGGAAUGGGUGUGUGAUAAGUGCUUGCAGUCGAAAAACAUACCUUUGGUUAAAUUUAAACCAUAACACUUCUUGACACGUCGUAUAUGCGACGCACGAGUGACUCUUUGUUAGCGUUUACACCUUGUACACGCACAUAUGCGCGUGCGAUUGCACACACGUAUUCACGUACGGCAUACACUAAUGCACGAGCGAAAUCGUGCAUAUAAUAUAAACAUGCGCUGUUUGUUAAUAUCUUAGCUUUAACUUGUUGAAAUAUUAGGGUAUCAUUAUGAGCCGUAUCGAUGAAUGAGAUGUCAGGAACAACAUAUGUUCGAAAGUUAAAUUAGAUUUUGAGUCUGUUUAUGACAAGUGGAUUCGUCCGUUUGCAAAUUUAUUUAUGACUUGACCUUUGAGAGUUUUUCAUUUUUUAAAUCGCUGGUUUGUUUUUCUAUUGCCAUUGUAACGUCAAACGUAUUAAAAAGUAAGUCCAGAAGACGUACGCGCGUUUUUUAAAGAAAAGUAUGAAAAAAACUUAUAAAAAAAAAAAAAAUGUUAAAGAAGUAUAUAAAUGUCGAAGAACCUCGUUCGAUUUCUUACUGCUAAUUGCAUUUAAUUCGAAAUUAAAAGAUAAUCGUAUGUAUAAAAUAAACGAAAUAUAUACACAAUGGACGAUACAAAACUGCUGGAAAUACACAGGAAUUCGAGGUGAAACGAGUGUGGUCUGUUUGUUUUGUUUAGAUUCGGGUGAACGUUCCUGAUAAACUAUAAUUGAUAUCCAUGAGUAAUUAAUAAUGCGUAUUAUUUCAUAAAUAUUUUUUAUUUAUGUCGUCACCAUUUGUCACCAGGCUCGUCACGUUGAUUAAAGGAAUCCAGAGGAUCUAAGCGAUACUUUCGAAAGGAAGUAUCGCGAAUGCACGUAUGCAAUGUUUAAAAACAAAGCAACAUUAAUUUCAGGCAAUGUAAUAACGCGAUAUUUUAGUGUAAAUGUUUAUAUUUACCAUCGAGUUGUCGAAACAUCGGAAAAAUUUUCCUAAAACCUACUUCUUCGUACAAUUAAAUUGUCACCGAAGUUUUUUGGUGUUUGCGAAAAAAACGUUUGAGGGAAUUCAUGCCAAGCGUUGUUUUUCGCUCCCAAAUGUUACAUAUGAAAGUGCUGCAAUUCUCGUAUUUUUAUAUUUCAAGUAUUUUCGUAUAAACCAUGGUCAGUUAUAUGCUUUCGAAAUAUGUUAGUCUUAUAGUUUAGAGUAUAUUCAAAAUGUAAAUAGAAGUUUUAAUACAGCAUGUAUAAAAAUA